Rhopalosiphum padi (bird cherry-oat aphid) is the source of this 6677-nucleotide messenger RNA. It is a transcript of the gene Taf3, whose product is annotated as transcription initiation factor TFIID subunit 3. Lineage: Eukaryota; Metazoa; Arthropoda; Insecta; Hemiptera; Aphididae. Gene Ontology annotation, molecular function: protein heterodimerization activity. The coding region runs from base 274 to 3006 and encodes 910 amino acids. Gene Ontology annotation, cellular component: transcription factor TFIID complex. The record is from RefSeq and is a predicted model, not a curated record. The transcript is spliced from 10 exons.
UUUAAUACAUUGUGUAAACGAUGAUCGGCGGCCGAGUGCCGGCUAAAAUGAUGCCACCGAAUGCAACGCGCGACGACGAAAUUUAAUAAUAUAAAAUGUAUGCUAAUAUAGUAAUAUUUACUGUGGCUAAUGAAAAAUGACUCACAGCAGUUUAUCAUCGUCUGCGUUAUAGCAAUGAUUUCAAUCGAUGACAUCUCCAGUAUCUCGACGAUUGAUGGUAAAUCAUUCAUUGAUCGCGAACAAGCGUUUUGAACAAAACUCGAGAGCACCAUCAUGACCGAAGAGUUUAUCAGGAAAGGAUUGACCACAUCUGUGGCCCAAAUAUGUUCAAACAUUGGUUGGCAUUCUAUGUCAAAUUCGACUUUGCAAAUGAUGACAGAUAUCCUGUACGAGUAUUUCAGGGAUUUAGCUCAGUCAGUCAAAAAAUUCUCUGAGAUUUCUGAUACAAUAGAACCAGAUAUUGAUGAUGUAAAAAUGGCAUUUCGAGAUAAAGAUGUCGCUGUACCAGAUUUAAUAAGAUAUUUAAAACAAGUUGGGUCUAUAGAAUUUCCUCAUCAAGUGCCUAAGUUCCCCAUACCAACAAAAUCAAAUUUAAAUAUCAUGAAACCAGGAAGCAGAGAAAUUGUGACCAGACCUGUUUAUGUUCAUGAACAUCUUCCUACAAUGUACCCUGAACAAUCUGAUGACAGACCAAUGCAAAAUGAUAGCAGCCAGACACCACACUCAAGCUCUUCAUUAGGAAUUUUUAAUGAGCCAUUAAGUUUUCAAGAAUCUCAGGUCUCAAAAUAUGAUAGACCAUUAAAAGACAACCUGGUAGUUCAUAGGCGUCUUAGAGAGAUUUCUAGUGUAGUUAUGACAACAUCUGGAUUUCUUUCUCCGUCUCGAGAAGGCAAAUUGCCAGAAUCUCGAUUAAUGCCAUUUCCUAAUUUUAAAGUCAAUUCAUCACAUGCAUCAUCUUCUUAUCCUACAGUUCCACCAGAAGUCAAAGGUGAACACAACCAACAACGUAGUAAGAAAUUAUCACAAAAAACAUUGAACAGUUUUAAAGAAAAGGGAAAAAAUAUUGUUGACAGUAAUAAUAGCAAUAUUAUUAAUAAUAAUAAAAAUGAAGAUUCUAAAGUAAGAAAACUGACAAAUGUGAAAGAAACAUCAAAACUUAAAGCAUUGAAAACUGGAGCUAUCCGGGAGUCUAAUCAAGGACCUCGACUUAAAAAACCUCCAAAGAUCAAAGAUAAAUCAAAAUUAAGUGUACUAAAUACUAUAUUUGAUAAGCCUAUUCAAGCAUCAGCAUCACAUUCUAAGUACUCAAAAAGCUUUUUAUGCGACAGUGAAAAACUGACAACAGAACCCGAUAAACAGAAAUUAAAUAUAUUUAAAAAAAUAUCAAAAGUUAAAGAAGAUAAAAAUAAUGAUAGUUCAGUACAUUCAAGUUCAAAAUUAAAUAGCACGAUUAAUAUAUCUAGGCCAAAUUCUACUAUUGUCAGUUCAGAUAUUUUGGUUAAGCCUGAAGUAAAUUUAGAAACUAUUGAGGAGAAACAAUUUAAGCCAGGUUUCUUUAAACCAACUGUUGAAACAAAAAAACCUGAUAGUGUACAUAAACCAUCUAUAAAAGAAACCAAACCAGAAUUGAGCUCUAAUAUUACUAAAAAAAGAAAAAAAAAACAGAAACUACCAAGUGAUGAUAAUUCUAAAAGCUUAGACGUCAAAACCAAAAACAUUGGAAAUAAAAAAUCGAAAAAUAAACAUGAUUCUGACCUAUUUUCAUCCCCUUUGAAAUUUUCAUUUUUUGGUCAUCUACCACCAGUGCCUGGUCUUUUGCCAACUGUGCCAAGUAUUUUACCGCCGUCUCUUGCUUCAAAUCCAUUGGUUCCAAAAUAUACUGCUCCUAGCAGUGUUUUACCAAUACUAGAAAAACCAAGUACAACUGCUUCUAUGAUGUAUUUGCCUUUACCAGGAGAAGAUGAUUUUGAUAAAUCCGAAUUUGACGAACUUUCAUCCACACUUACUCCAGAAAAAAAAAAAGUUUCUACAGAAAAGAUCAAACCCAAAAAAGAACAUAAGAAAAUCAAAAAAGAGAAGAUAAAAUCUAAAAAGAAAAAAGAUAAAAAAGACAAAACUAAACAAAAAGAACGAAGUGAAAGAAAGAAAGAAAAAUUAUUGAAAAAAUUAAAAAACAAAGAAAAAGUUGACUCGGAAGAAUCAAAACUGGAGCCUACUAUAUCUGAGGAAAAAGAACCAGAGCCUGUUAUAAAAGAAGAAGACCCAUUGGUCCCAAAAAUAAAGCUUAAAUUACCAGGGUCAAAUGGAUCGAAUUCAUCUCCAUCUGUACAACGAAAAAUUUUAAUCAAGCCUAUAGUUAAAAACAAAUCUCCCUCAGAAUGUAUUGAUGAAUCACAUAGUUUAUCUAAAGAAAAAGAAAAAUCACCAGUGGAACGAGUAAAAUCUUCUACUACAAAAUCUAAAGCACACUCUAAAGAAAAAUCAUCUACAACUAGCUUACUGUCUAUGUCAUUAGUACCUAACAAAGAAGAGCAAAUUGAAAAUGUUACUGAACCUAUACCUAAACCAUCUAAAUCAAAAAAAAAUACUGUAGUUCCUCCUAGUGCUGUUGUGGACACUGAUAUCUCUGUCACAACUUCCGUAAAUGCUUCUGUAUCUUCUGCUCUUAUAAAUUCUAUUGCAUCAAGUAAUAAACAUAAGGUUAAAACUACCAAGAAAUCUAAAAAAGUUGUGACUCAACCACACCCAGCUUUUUACUAUGAUGAUGCUGGAAAUCAAGUUUGGAUAUGUCCGACUUGCGGAAAACAAGAUGAUGGUAGUCCAAUGGUUGGUUGUGAUGGAUGUGACGCAUGGUAUCAUUGGGUUUGUGUGGGAAUUCAGUGUCCACCAGAUUGUGCUGUAUGGUAUUGUCCCACUUGUUUGUUGAAACGAGCUGAACGAGGGGUGACUGCUCCAGUCGAAAAAGCUAAAAGAGGAAGACCACUAAAAAAGAAAUCAAUUUCGUAAGAGCUUAACCUUAAAUUGGUGGUUUUUUUUUAUCUAAUCAAAUUAAUUUUUCUUUAGACUAAAAUUAAGGUUUAAUUCAUUAUAUUUUACAAGACUUAUAAAAUCAGUGGGUUUAUUGAUUUUGAAAAUCAUACAUGAUUUAUCUUGAUGGUUAUACCUUAUUUUAAACAGUCUGUCGUUAAAUUUUUAGUACAAACAUAUAUCUCUUUCGUUGUAUUUCAACUAUAUCAUUGAUUCAACACAAGGCUUUAUACCAAACAAUUAAAAUUUUCAAUAUGUCUGGUGUAUAAUAAACUGUCAAAUUCUUUUUGAUUCAGACAAUUUUAUUUUAUUUUUCAUAACUUAUAUAACAUCUAAAAUACUUUAUAAUCAACAAAAAUUUAGAUCAAUUUGUUAUAUAUUUUGUUUUUAUUCGGAAUACCAUUAUUUAUAUAACUUGUUAACAUUUCCAAUAAGACAUUUUUCAUUAUUUAUAUACUUAUAUAUAUAUGUUGUUAAUUAAUUUAAAUAUUCAAUUUUUUUGGUUGGAUUUGAGAAUGUAUUGCAAAAUAUGUUAAACUUACAAUGUUGGAUAUAUUAUAUAAAUAAAUUAUUGAAACAUCAAUUAAAUUCAAUAUAACUUAAAAAUAUAAUCACUUAAACGUUUUUUGCAGAUAUUAAUUGUCUAUGUGACAUAAUGAAAAACAUUAUUGUUUGUUAGAUACAUUAAUUACAACUGUGUUUUAUCAGUUUCCUAAAAGAAAACUUGGAAUAGAAAACAUGGUUAAUGAUUUAUUAUGCUACCAAAACAAUAUAUAGUUAUUUACUAUAUAACUAAUAAAAAUAUAUCAUUCAUUAAUGUGAUAAUUAAAAAUAUAUUGUAAUGAUUGCCGUACGUUACAAUAUACUAAAAGAAAAAAAAACUUAUUUUAUAGUUUAUACUAUUUACCUUAUGUUAAUUGUAUUUUAGACCAGUUCAGUGUAUUAUAAAAAAGUAAAAUAAAAAUAUGUAAUUAUGGCAUUCUUAGUGUAAGUUUACAAUUUACUGUUUAUUAAAUAAUUAAAAUAUUUAAAAAGCAUAUAUAUAAACAUUUAGUAGGGGUAGAUUGUGUUUUUUUAGAGUAAUAGGCAUAUGCAUUAUAAUGGAAAGGAUUAAUGUAUUUGAUAUAAAUAUUAAUCAAAUAAAAGAUUUAAAAAUAUUCACUGAAAUUUAUACUAAAAAAAAAAAUAUUUGUUAAAUAAUAUAACAUUUUAAUUCUUCAAUUAAAAUGCUUAGAAUAAUUUUAUUUUUUAGUCUUAUCUAAAAUUUGUUUUAAAAAUAAUUCAGCCGAUGUUUAGAACAGUUGCAUUUUAAAGUUUUGUCACAUUAUCUUUCAGUAAAUUUACUAUAAUUUAGGUUUUUUACUAUUUAAAUUAUAAAUUCUCCACUCGCUAAAAUUUAUAAGCCACCAGCAUAUUACUUAAAAUUAUUUUUUAAUUUAUUAUUGAUUAUUUCAAAAAAACGCUUGAGUCUAUAAACUGUGUUUAUUAUUAUUAUCAACAUUUAUUUUAAUGAAGUAUCAUCAUUUAGUUGAUCACCAAAUAUAUGUUUGUACUGAAAUGAAAAAUUAUUAUCUUAAAUUUGUCCUUUUCGUAUAAACAUAACAACAUUUUUAUAGUUAUAUCUUUUCAGUUAUUAGUUUAUUGAUGAAUCAACAUAAUCUAUAAAUAAUGUAUUAAAUAUACAGUUUUUAUCAGAGAUUUUGUGCACUUCAACUUUUAGACAGUAAUUAUUUUAUUCUUCAUGAUUUAGAAUGUUGUUAAAAUUUCAUUCUUUCUAAUUCACAGAAACUUUUUAGCUUACACAGUAGUUGAAUUCAGAUUGAUUUAAGAUAUAUUGAUUUCAGGAAUAACUAAAUAAAUUGCUAUGAAAUCAUGUAUUGAUAAACAUAUACUUGUUAUUAAUUUACUAUAAUUAUCUUGUUUGUUGUAUUUGUUUAUUUACUACAUGGAUAUUAAGAAAAAAAAUGCAAAUUGCCAAUUUUGUUAUUACAACUUAAAUUAAAUACUGUUAUUAGACUUAAGUAUUUAUAAUUACUGAAAAAGUGAUCAUACUUAAUCAAUUUUUUUUUUUUUUAAUUAUUGUAGUUUAUAGUUGCAUUUGGUUAAUGUUUACCUUUUAGUGUUGUGUUUAUUAAGAAUGGUAGAUUUAGAAGAAGAAAAAAAAUAAUAUAUUCUAGAUUACCAAUUUACUAACUAGUAGCUAUUUAUAAUUUAUAAUUAAUUGUUCCAAAGGCUUAGCUGCUAUAUAAGACUAGAGGACUCCUUAAGCAUAUAUAAUUUAUACAUUUAACUUAUAAAAUAUUUGGAUAUAUUAUUUAUGUUUACUUUUAUUAAUUUUGGGUCUCAUUAAUUUUGUAACAGUCAUAGAACAAUGAACUCUUGGUUGUGUAGACAAUUUAGUUGAGCAUGCAGUUGCAUAGCUACAUAGUACAAUUAGUACACAUUGCCGUUACCUAACCUAUGUUUCCCAAUUAUAUAUUUUUAUUCUAUCUGACAAAUCCGCCAUACAAUUUUUUUUUACUUAGAUGUUUGCAAUAUUAGUAUUCUCAUGUUAUAUAUACAUUAUAUAUUAUAUAAUCAUAUUCCAUAUUAUUCUCUAGAUAGUUAUUUAAUUAUAUUAGAGUAGUCAGAGUGCUGUAAAAUACGUAGUAAAUUUUGUGAUAAUUAUAUAUCGCCGCCCUCCUAAUUGUGUCGCCCUCGAAGGCAGUACUUAAAUCACUAAUCAUCUCAUAAUAUGACGGCCUUCGCGGUGAUAGCUCUGGUGUACAACCAUACACACCUGCACUAUUAAUGUUUAUUAUUAUUAUUAUUAUUGUAUUUAUAGUCUAUUAUUAAUAUGUAAUAUUAUCUAUGUCUAUCUAUUAUGUACUUGUUGUGUGGAUAAUAUUUUUUUUUCUUGAUUUAUAGUUACAAUGUUUACAUUGCUGUUUUAUGGAAUCUUAGUGUUUAUUACUAUACAUUAUUUAUAUUUUAUGUUAGUAUGUUACUGUAAAUAUUUACUGAUGGUCAUUGGCAAUUCAUUUAUAAUUUUCACAUUACUACACAUUGAAUAAUAUGAUAAUCAUAGCAUUCACCGUAUACAUAUACACCGUAUAUGUUUGUUAUAUUUAGUUUUUUUUCAAUAAUUCAUUACAUACAAUUUAUAAUAAUUAUUAUUAUUACUAGUAUAGUUAUUUAUAUUGAUUUUUUACAUUAUUGUAAUGACAUUUAUAUUAUUUAUUACAAAAAUGUAAACUAUUCUGUCAUUGAAUGUCGACAAUCAUUAUUACUACUACGUCCAGUAGUUAAAUUGUAUAUUUUUAAAUUUUGUGAUAUUCAUUGAUAAUUUUAAUGUAAUGUCGCAGUUUGUUUGAGAAUGCUAUCACCAACAGCACAUAAUUACAGUAACAUAUAUUUUAUAUAUAUAUGAUUUAUUAUUAUUAUUUAUUUAUUUAUUUAUUUAUUUAUUUAUUUAUUUAGAUUUAUACCAGUUUUGUUUUUAAAAUUUAGUAUUUACCUAUAAUUGUUUUAAACUAAUAGAUUUUUUACUAACAAAAAGCGAAAAAAUAUUUAUUGUUUAUCUUAUUGAAAAUCAACCAUAUAUUAUAAAUGUAGUGUAAUAUAAACUCUGUAUUCUGUCUCAAUAUAUUAAUUCUAAUGUUUUAUUAUAA